Molecule: messenger RNA, 435 nt
Organism: Papaver somniferum (opium poppy)
Lineage: Eukaryota; Viridiplantae; Streptophyta; Magnoliopsida; Ranunculales; Papaveraceae
Product: rab escort protein 1-like
Exons: 6
Coding region: 1-435 (144 amino acids)
Source: RefSeq, a predicted model, not a curated record
AUGAAUGCAGGUUUCUUGAAAUUUGUCAUAGAGGAAAAUGGAGAUUGCAAAGGUGUUAGAUUGGCAUCAGGUCAGGAGGUACUCAGUCAGCAUCUGGUUAUAAAUCCUUCUGUUACUGGUCCAUCACCACCAUUCUUACCUCGAGCUCCAAAUUUGCCAGAAGAAUGCUCUGAAAGUGAUGACAAAGGCGAAGUCAUUGAAAAGGUUGCCAGGUCCGUUUUGUAUCUCUCAACUUUAUGCGACGAUGUCAUCCAAGGAAGGAAGUCACUACAUGCAGCGAUGAAUUUUCUCGUUGCACCUCCUCUUUCUGAAAAUCCUCAAGAUACCUCCUCCAUGGAAAAUGAAAAUGUAGGAGAUGCCAAGCUUGAUCGAGAGGACACGCCAGACUGGAAUUUGGAUUACAGGAAUAUCUUAGAAUCAAGUGAGAAGGCUUAG